CAGUGUUUAUCAUUUGAUAAUGACAUGAAGUAAAAAUUGAUACUUUCAGUUUGAUAUUGAUAAUAUACUGGUGUAAAUUGCCAUUCAUGCUUCAUAUGUAGUUGAAUGUAGAGAGACAGUCAUACCGUAAAUGUUUGACCCAAAUUUUUGUGGAUGGUAAUUUUGUGGUCAUGCUUUCUUGGUUUCAUUGUUGAAUUUCAUGACGCGCACAUUAUAGUCCAUUUACGGGAUGAGGGUAGAAUGGUGCAGUUCUAUCAAUAGGGAAGUACUAUAGACUCCUAUUAGCAAUAACCUUCAGUAAUCCACUUCAAGCUGUGUUUCGCUUCUUUCUGUUGAUGAGCUGGUACCCACAGUGUUGUGGAGAUGUCGCUGAAUGAGGAGUUGGUACAGGCCACUAACGACAGUUUCUGGGAAAUUGGCAAGUACAGUCGUACUGUCAAGCGUAUAGACAAUGGCAAAGCCUUAUGUGAUAGUUUACGGCAGCUGAUACAACAGAGGAGCGAAAUAGAAACCUCGUACGCCAAAAACCUUUCUAGCUGGUCCAAGAAAUGGAAUGAAUUUCUCGAUAAAGGUAAUGAAUACGGCACGAUACAGGGUGGCUGGAGGGGCAUGCUACAGGAAGCAGACAGCCUCGCAGAUUUACACAAUUUAGUCGCCGAUAACUUAAUGACAAAAGACUAUCCCAGCAUCAAGGCAUGGCAGAAGGAAAACUACCACAAAUCCAUGAUGCAUUUCAAGGAAACAAAAGAGCUUGAGGAAGGGUUUAAGAAGGCCCAGAAACCAUGGGAAAAGAAAUACACAAAACUUAUGCAAGCAAAGAAAGAAUAUCAUGCUGCAUGUCGGUCAGAGAAAAGUACAGCCAACCAGGAGAACAAUGCUAGAGGAGACUCGGCAGUAUCCCCCGAUCAGUUAAAGAAAAUCCAGGAAAAAUUAAAGAAAUGCCAAGCAGAUGUAGAGGCAACAAGGGAUAAAUAUGAAGCCUCUUUGAAUGACCUCAACAGUUAUAAUGCCAAAUAUAUUGAAGAUAUGAAUGAGGUGUUUCAAAAAUGUCAAGAUUUUGAGAAGUCAAGGAUUGAGUUCUUCAAGAAGACUAUGUUUGAGAUACAUCAACAUCUUGAUCUCUCUGUAGAACCAAGGUUCUCACAAGUGUACACUAGUCUACACAGUACUAUAGGACAGAUAGACUCCGACAAAGAUCUGAGAUGGUGGUCAACGAACCAUGGAUCUGACAUGCCCAUGAACUGGCCAACAUUUGAGGAGUAUUCACCAGAACUACAAAACAUUUCCAAAAAGAAGGAUUCGGGAAUAGGAGGCGGCAGUGAUGGCAUUACUAUCACCAGUAUUCGCCACAAACCAGACGGCUUUGAUCAGCAGCAGUCCAGCCCGCUUAACACUCACAGACAGACCUCCAACAACGAGUCCCAGCGGUCAUCAUCGGGCUCCAUUCAGCAACAGCAACAGCAGCAGCAGCAGCAACAAUCUUCCACACUUAGGAAAAUUUCAUUUGAUGGAUUCUCCUUACGCAAGAAGUCGAAAGAUAAGUCCUCAAAGCGAAAAACUUUGAUUGAGAAAGAAAGCAAUGCUGGUGAGUCAGAGGAAGUAAAGAGAAAUUCUGAUCCCUCCAGACUGCAGCAGCCCCCUGACUCUGCCCGCCUUGCCCAGAUGAACACUGAAGUCUCACAGGCUGACAUUGUACGGCAUCAACCAGGGGGAGAGAACUAUGUCAGGUCACCGUCCUAUGAUGAGUCACUGAAUCCAUUUGGUGAUGAUGAAGACGAGGGUGGCGGACAAAAAUCCAACAGUACGGUGGAGUCUCACGUAUAUCAAGCCAUAGAUGAAGCUCGGGAAGGACACAACAAGGAGCCAGAAAGGAAAGUGGAGGCGGCACCUGAAGAGGAGGACAAUAACCCAUUUGCUGAGGACGCAGACGAGACCCCCUCCCCGUCCCAAGAGGACUCGCCCCGACAGAUGAACGGGAAGGAAGGGGUGCCAGUCAGGGCAUUGUAUGACUAUACUGUCACAGAAGAAGACGAACUGCCUCUCAAAGCUGGUGAUGUUUUUGUCAAACUGUCCGAGGAAGAUGAGCUGGGAUGGUGUAAAGGAUACAAGGACGGCCGGGAAGGAUUGUAUCCAGCCAACUAUGUAGAACCUGUGUAGAUCUCCAAAAUCCUUCCAGCGUUUGCAUCAGAGGAAUAACUCCUACAUGAUGGUCAAACACUCUAAUAACCAUGAUCAAACUUUGUUAUACAAAGCAUUGGAAUGGGAUUGCGAUGGCGAGGUGGCUGCAGCUUGUUACAUCAUGAUAUAAAUGAUAUUACACUUGUUAUUUCAUUACUGUUACAUAAUGGUUAUUGCCAGGUAGUACUUGUUUGUGUCUGGUUGUCUUUAUGAACAGUUUAUAAGAAUGUAGGUUGUUUUUUCAUGUAUCCUCAAUAAUUUUAUAAUCAGAAUAUGCUGUAGAUUUUUUUUCCCCCCACUCCCUCUAUUCUGUAUUCGCUGUGUUGAACAGAAUGAGGUAGAAUAAACGUGAUAUUGUUAUUAAUUACAAAGAAUUGUGUUAUCAUGUUACAUCUCCCUACCUUUCCCCUAGACAAAUUUGACUACAAAUAUGCCCUGUGUGAUAUAUCUCUCUUGCCACCACCAGUAUAAAAUCAAAAGGGAAAUACAUGUAUAUGUACUAUCUUUAGGUCAGCGUCCUUUCUUGUUUAUGUAUAAGUCUUUUUAUUGAGAACCUCUCUUUACAUUCGUGAAAUGAAAUUGUUAGGCACCUUUGUUUAGUUGAUUUUUGUAUUCAAAUAUUGACAUAUAUUCGAUGAAUUUUCUCAGAAAUUUUCAUUCUUAGAACUGUAGAUAACUACCUCAGGUUGGCAAUUUCACUGUACAUGUAAUUAUCUCGUCAUAUCUUUUCCUUAAUUGUUCUUGCUACGCACUUGAUAGGCAUUUUAUUAUCAACAUCAUGAUUAAAUGUGCAACAAUCUACAGUAUUGAAGGGACGGUCUUGGGAAGGCUUCUAGCUGGCUGAUUUGAAUGAGCUUCCAUUUUUCAUGAUCCUAUUGGUGUUUGAUCUCCAUUUUUUUUUUUUUUUUUUUUUUUUUUUUCAUACAUUCCAUGCUUUUUUCUGAUUGAAGGCCUGACAUUGUAAGAAUUAAAAAGUCAUCAUAUCAUCUAUAGUUUUUCAGGUCACCUAAGUCACUCAGAUGGUUUAAAUAAAACAUGUAUAUUAGUCAUCUUAUUUUAGGUUAUCUAUUAAAACAUACACAUACACCGAACUUGAAAGUUAACAAAUAUGGGAAAUAAUUUCCUAUUAGAGUUUUACACCUUUUCAGUACAUGUAUUA
This is a messenger RNA of Magallana angulata, 3337 nucleotides long. RefSeq names its product protein kinase C and casein kinase substrate in neurons protein 1-like. Gene Ontology annotation, biological process: regulation of endocytosis; plasma membrane tubulation; cytoskeleton organization. The transcript has 11 exons. The record is from RefSeq and is a predicted model, not a curated record. Gene Ontology annotation, molecular function: phospholipid binding; protein binding. Gene Ontology annotation, cellular component: cytoplasm; endosome; plasma membrane. NCBI's taxonomy places the organism in Eukaryota, Metazoa, Mollusca, Bivalvia, Ostreida, Ostreidae. Bases 364 to 2157 code for a protein of 597 amino acids.